AUGUCAAUGGAAGCCCCAUGGCGCAGUACUUUGGGUGCGCAAAGGAGCAAAUCGCCUUACUGGUAUGAUACGGAUGAGAUUCCGAUGCUCCAGAUUCCAGGGAUGGGGCAGGAAGGCAUCUUACCGGAUUCAUGCCAUUGUUUCCACUUGGGAUGGGGCAUCGACUUGGCGGCGUCUGGUUUGGUGCUUUUGGCAAAGAGAGGAUGUUUUGGGGCAGCUUCAUUGGAUUCACGUUUGCAAUGUGCAUACAGAACUUUCACAAGAUGGUGUUCUGAGAACAAGAAGACCACAGGUGUCUCUUGGUGGUCUGUCAAGAAGCUAGACAUGUCAUCGCAGAAUGACUGGCCUACAUCGCUGGGCUCGGCGAACUCGAAGGCGUACGACACUGCCUUGGUACUGCAAUGGAUGGAGUCCUUCUUGGAUGGAGUUGAUUGCAGCAACGAUGAGUUCUUGCAAGGCUUCCGAUUUGCUGUGGCGACCAGCAACCUCUUCUUCAGAUCGAUCUUCUCCAGACAUCGAGCCAGAGCCUCUUUCCGUUUGGGGAAACCUCCCGUGGUGGAACGACGCAUCGCCGCCAUGGGUGGAUUCCUGAGCCGCGCGGAGCUGGCGGACCCCAUGAGGCGGGGCUACGACCUGGAGCGUUCCUUGCAGGCUGCGGCCGAUGUCAUUGCCAAGAGCAGCUCCAUGACGGCCUUCACUGGUGCAGGGAUCUCGGUCGAGUCAGGCAUCCCCGACUUCCGGUCCCCAGGCGGUCUAUGGUCGAAGUAUGAUCCCAGGAUCUAUUGUGAGUACAAUCACUUCUGCGAGCAGCCUCACCUCUUCUGGCAGAUGGGCCGUGAAUUGGCCCUGGAGGUGCAUCUGGCGAACCAGGGCGAACUGCACCUCCAGGAGGGUUUGAAAGAAGCGGAACCCAAUGCAGCCCACCGAGCGCUUGUGGAGCUUGAGUCGAUGGGGAAGUUGGACACCGUGAUCACCCAGAACAUUGACUCGUUGCACCAACGAGCUGGUUCUAGUAAGGUCAUUGAAAUUCACGGCACGAUGGCCACCGCCCACUGCAUGGACUCGCGCAAGAAGGUGAAACAAUCCGAGAUCCUGCGUCAGUGGGUGGCCUCGCGCGAGGGGAAGCCCGAUAGCACCCUUCGCAGCGACAUCACCACGGACCGUUGGGUGCCGCGACAUCCCGAGACCAACGGUGUGCUGAAGCCGGACAUCACGAUGUUUGGCGAGGCUUUGCCCGCCGGCGCACUGGCUGCUUCCUGGGGCGUGGUUCUGGGAUCUCCUGUGUGCUUGGUGGUGGGCACCGGGCUCAACGUGGCACCCGCCAAUAUGGUACCCGGCCUGGUGAAGUGGCGUUUUGGAACGUUGAUCAUCCUCAACAAGGAUACGUCGGGCGCGUCGGAUGCGCACAUUUUCCUGCAAGGCAGUGCUGGCGAGAUCUUGCCGCGGCUGGUGCAGGAAGUGAGAAAGAAGAUGGGCCUUCCUCCGUCUGAAGGUGUGACGAACAGUGCAGAGUCGUCCUCCAGAAUGUAACCCAGACACAACCGAUGUCUGUCAUAUAUGCCGCCCCAGAAAAACCCUGUGAAACAACCAUCCCUGGCCUGAUCGGUAAAUAUUCCAUUCCAGUCCCAUUAAUCGUGCCUGGGGAAAGGAUUCCACGGCC
Durusdinium trenchii is the source of this 1660-nucleotide messenger RNA. Lineage: Eukaryota; Dinophyceae; Suessiales; Symbiodiniaceae. The record is from the annotation of a GenBank genome assembly.